Messenger RNA from Hydatigera taeniaeformis, 531 nucleotides. Lineage: Eukaryota; Metazoa; Platyhelminthes; Cestoda; Cyclophyllidea; Taeniidae. The record is from the annotation of a GenBank genome assembly.
AUGUAUUUUUUUCUCAUCACAACUCUUUCCGCAGGUCUCACGGAAGGCUGCCUCCGGACCUUUGCUCUUCGCAUCCGCACAGUCCAUCUCCCCCCAGGAGACACUCUCAUUCACGCGGGAGGUCUCCUCACUUGCCUCUACUUCGUGGAACAGGGCAGUCUGGAGGUACUUGAUCCCCAAGACGGCGCCAUUCUUGCGGUCCUCUCAAAAGGCGAUUUCUUCGGCGGUCUUCCACCCCUUCAAAAACGAUCUCAGCACGUGCUGACAGCAAUGGCUUGCGGCCUCAUUACCGCUAAGUCUCGCUUUAUCGUGCGUGCUCUAACCUAUUGUGAUUUACAUUACGUGGAGCAAGAGGAGUUGGCUUGUCUGCUGCACAACUAUCCUGAACUUAUUGACAAUCUGGUGGCGCAUUUUGAGCUUACUAUGCCACUGGCGGGGAUCGGAAAGUAUCUUACAGAGGCGGUGAGUCAGUAUUCAUUCGUUUCUUGGCAGUGGUUAUUUGGAUUUCAUACUCGUAACUUCUUGAUCUAA